Glycine soja is the source of this 792-nucleotide messenger RNA. Its product is annotated as serine/threonine-protein phosphatase 7 long form homolog. The transcript has 3 exons. Bases 1 to 792 code for a protein of 263 amino acids. The record is from RefSeq and is a predicted model, not a curated record. NCBI's taxonomy places the organism in Eukaryota, Viridiplantae, Streptophyta, Magnoliopsida, Fabales, Fabaceae.
AUGGUACUAGCUGAUGUAGAGGACACUGGGGCAGACAUUCCUGCAGACACAGGCGCCCAGGCUGCUAAGGAUGAGCAUGAGGGAUUUCCGGGUGGUCCGAGCGACCCAUCCGUGCUUACCCAGUAUGCGGAUCACGUAGCUUGCAGCGUAUGGACGGGAGAGAGGCUUCCAGGGCUGAGACAAGGCAAUGUCAUGGACCGUACGUACGCCUGUAAUGGGUACGUGAUAUCUACGAGCGCCGAUGCCAGGCAGUGUUGGAUAUACGAGCACUUUCCCUCAGUCGCGGAGUCCACUGCUGAUCAGGACUACGACGAGGAUUCACCGCAUGCCUGUAGGUGGAUUGUGACGAAGAAGACCGUGAAGAGCAUACAUACACCGGCAUACAGGGAGCGCCUGGACCAACUCCAGAUUUCAGAUGUCUGUUGGAUCCCAUAUGGGGAGCACCAACCGGUCUGGGACUUCCAUUUGAUUUCAUGCUAUUCCGGUCUCCUGCGCUGGGGGCUCGUUGCUGUGUAUUACCGACUAGAGAGGUUCAUGCGGCAGUUUGGAUACACCCAGAUCAUUCCUGCUCCGCCUGUCGAUUCAUGGGUGUCGUAUGAUGAUAUACACGAUAGGUGGAUGCACUACUCGGAUCAUAUGGUUCCAGCAGGUGAGGUGUGCGCUGUGCCACGUCAGUGUGCCAACGACUACAUGGACUGGUUCUUCCGCAUCUCGCAUCCUUUCAUGACACCAGGCCAGGCAUCAUAUCCUCUGCCAAAUGGUCAUGCUCCGCAGCCCCGAGUCGUCCCUUAG